AUGAGCUCCAAAAACGUGUCCUCGGCUCAGAGUCGUGUCCUCGCCGGGCCGGCUGCGUGUUGCGGGUUCUUCUCCUCAGUCAUGAGCCCGUGUGUUGUGUCCCCUCCUGUCAGCCGGGGAAGUGACGUUUGGGAAGUGACUCUGAGCAACCCUGUGGAAAAAGUGGCCUAUCUUAUAAUAUUCCAUAUUCUCUUUGUGCUCUUUGUGUGGACAUACUGGAAGUCUAUUUUUACUCUCCCGGUGCAGCCAGGCAAAAAGUACCAUAUGUCCUACGCUGACCAAGAGCGCUAUGAAAAUGAAGAAAGGCCGGAGGUGCAGAGGCAAAUUCUCGCCGAAAUUGCAAGGAAGUUGCCGGUGUACACAAGAACGGGGAAUGGAGGUAUUCGAUUCUGUGAUAGAUGCCAGCUGAUAAAACCUGACCGUUGUCACCACUGCUCCGUUUGUGCUGUAUGUGUGCUGAAAAUGGAUCAUCACUGUCCAUGGGUGAAUAACUGCAUUGGAUUUUCUAACUACAAAUUCUUUCUACUGUUCUUAGCCUAUUCUUUGUUGUAUUGCUUGUAUAUUGCUGCAACAGUCUUCAAGUAUUUCAUUAAGUAUUGGACAGGUGAACUGACUAAUGGACGUUCCAAAUUUCAUGUCCUUUUCCUCCUCUUUGUGGCGAUCAUGUUCUUUGUAAGCCUUAUGUUUCUGUUUGGCUACCACUGUUGGCUCGUCAGUAGAAACAGAUCUACUUUAGAGGCUUUCUCGGCUCCAGUGUUUCAAAAUGGCCCAGAUAAAAAUGGAUUCAAUCUUGGCUUUGUAAAGAAUCUUCAGCAAGUGUUUGGAGAAGAAAAAAAGCUGUGGUUACUACCUAUUGCCUCUAGCCAGGGCGAUGGACAUUUUUUCCCAAUGAGAGCUUUGUGCGAAGCUCAGAAUCCUCUCCUAGCAAAUGAAGAGCAGUGGGAAGAUGAUGGAAUAGAUGAAGAGCCUCAUGGUUCUGGUGAAGCUUCAUCCCUUGCCAUAGAAAGGGAGACAUAG
Molecule: messenger RNA, 1017 nt
Organism: Antrostomus carolinensis (chuck-will's-widow)
Lineage: Eukaryota; Metazoa; Chordata; Aves; Caprimulgiformes; Caprimulgidae
Product: palmitoyltransferase ZDHHC15
Exons: 11
Coding region: 1-1017 (338 amino acids)
Molecular function (GO): palmitoyltransferase activity
Source: RefSeq, a predicted model, not a curated record